GUUUGAGAUGCCCUACAACAUCUGGUGUGACGGCUGCAAAAAUCACAUUGGCAUGGGGGUCCGUUACAAUGCUGAGAAAAAGAAAGUGGGGAACUACUACACCACGCCAAUCUACAGGUUUAGGAUGAAGUGCCAUCUGUGUGUCAACUACAUUGAGAUGCAGACAGAUCCGGCAACCUGCGACUAUGUGAUCGUAAGCGGGGCAAACAGGAAGGAGGAACGCUGGGACAUGGCGGAGAACGAGCAGAUCCUCACCACAGAGCGGACAGAGAAGGAAAAACUGGAGACGGAUGCCAUGUUCAAACUUGACCACGGUGGGAAAGACAAGGAGAAGCUCAAGAAGGCUCUGCCUUCUCUCUCGGAGAUCCAAGACCACCAGUCCGGCUGGAAGGACGAUUUCCAGCUUAACAGCACCCUCCGCAGGAAGUUCAGGACAGAGAAGAAAGUUCUGGCUGACCAGGAGGAAAAGGACAACACAGUGAGGAUGAGGACCAACCUGUCCAUCCCACUGCUGCCAGAGAAGGAGGAGGACAAGAAACUGGCAGCACUGCUCACCUACCAGGCACCCGACUCCUAUGACGACAAGCAGCACAGCAAGCGGAAAGAGAUCUCCUCUCGUUCGUGGUUCAACGCCACCUCAGCCCCACCCGGAAGUCCUGCAGGCAGUCUGCUCCAUAAGCUGGGCCUGCAGGGGAAAGAAGCGGCAGUGGCCAAAGCCCUGGGCUCCUCGCACAGCCCCCUGAUCCGCAAACGCACAGGAGGACUGGGAAUCAAAACCGAGCCCUGCGCCACCAUCACUCGCAGACAUUCAUGUGAUGGAGAGAAGGUCGCACAGAGAGAAGAAGCCCCAAGUAUAGCAGCAGCACAAGUGGGACAGGAGAUAGCACAAACAAAUGGCGGUGGCUCCAGGGAGACACAUGCCAAAACUACAGAAGCAGAUAAAGGACGAACUAAAGACUUUGGGAAGGAGAAGGAACCGGAAAGACCUUUAGCAACUAUCACAUCUCUGGUGGCAGACUACAGUGACUCAGAUUCAGACCCUGGACAAUGAGGCUGAAGGAUGAACUAAAUGGGACAGUUUCUGUUCCCAGUGAAUGGAAGUCAUUAGCAAAUGUGUCAUUUUGUGAAAGUGAAACACAAAGUGGAGAUGCUUUUUUACAGCUGCAGGCAUCAGCUAUAACUUGUGUUGCUUUUAACUUGUUGAAAAAACAGUAGUGGUUAACGCACCUGUCUGGUUUCAUUUCAGUAUUCUGAACUCUAAAUCAAAAUGUGUGGGAUAAGAUUUUAAUUUUAAGCUUUGUAGUCUGCAGAAAGCUCCGUCAUUAAUGUGUCAUAUGAUAAUAUAUCCUGUUAAUAAGGCCUUUGUUCAAACACUGCAGACACUUUAAAAUGUUAUCUGAUGGUAUUUUGAUUGAUUCUCACACGUUUGAUCUUACAAACUCUCAGCCACCUUGUAAAAUUAAAUGCAAAAUACUGUAUAAAAAACUG
Messenger RNA from Morone saxatilis (striped sea-bass), 1488 nucleotides. RefSeq names its product coiled-coil domain containing 130 (gene yju2b). Gene Ontology annotation, biological process: mRNA splicing, via spliceosome. Gene Ontology annotation, cellular component: U2-type spliceosomal complex; post-mRNA release spliceosomal complex. The record is from RefSeq and is a predicted model, not a curated record. NCBI's taxonomy places the organism in Eukaryota, Metazoa, Chordata, Actinopteri, Moronidae.